Gigantopelta aegis is the source of this 3221-nucleotide messenger RNA. Its product is annotated as actin-binding protein IPP-like. Gene Ontology annotation, molecular function: protein binding. The record is from RefSeq and is a predicted model, not a curated record. NCBI's taxonomy places the organism in Eukaryota, Metazoa, Mollusca, Gastropoda, Neomphalida, Peltospiridae. The transcript is spliced from 7 exons. Bases 80 to 1924 code for a protein of 614 amino acids.
AUAAAGUGAAACAAAUCUGUCACACCUGUGACCUAUGCAGGCUGUGGCAGCUAUCUGCUAGAUUUUUUGCUGUUGUGUGAUGCAAAACAUGGAUCAUCUUUCAAACUCUGUCAAGAGUUUGUCAGUUUCCUGUACAACAGGGACUAGCAGGAUUGGCCAGUCUUUGAUACACAAGGAAGGUGGAGAUGGCCGGAAUACACGGACACUGAUUCACAAGGCACCCGGAUAUUCCAACACUCUCCUUGGUAAUCUAGCCUCCAUGUGGAGAUCCGGCACAUUCUGUGACGUGAGCAUCGUCGUCGAGGGCCGGAGUCUGGCAGCUCAUCGCCACAUCCUGGCAGCAGCGAGUCCGUUCUUCAUGGCCAUGUUUACGAGCCACAUGGCCGAACAGGCCCAGGAUGAAAUUACCAUGCAUGAGAUUGACCACGAUGUCUUCAAGGUGGCUCUUCUCUUCAUGUACACAGGUCAAGUGGAGGUAACUACAGACAACUGUGUCGACCUGCUGUCUCUGGCAGACAUGUUGGGUCUGAGUGACGUGAUGGAGGCGUGCUGCAUCUACAUGACAAGUCAGCUCGAUACUGAAAACUGUAUAGGCGUGUACAGGUUAGCAGACGCUCACUGCUGUCAUCAGCUGAAACACGCUGCCGAGGGUUUCCUGCACAGCCACUUCCUGCAGGUGAAGAAUACCGACGAGUUCCUCGCUUUACCCAAAGACAAUCUGAUUCACCUGCUUAGCAGUGAAUUUAUCAAAGUGGAAGAUGAAUUUCAGGUGUUUGAAGCUGCAAUGAAAUGGAUCAAUCAUGACCUUGCAUCACGGCGUAGAUUUUUCUUUGAAGUAAUGAACCCGGUUCGACUGUCCAUCAUUCCUAACAGACAGAUAGACAAAUAUGUAGAAGACUGCCCCGACAUCAGUCUGAAGGUUGCUCUGCAGAAACUCCUACAGGACGUCAGACUGGACAAAAAACUCAGUCUCGAACUUCAGCUGUCUCGGCUGAAAUCCUGUUACGUGCAGCCUCGUCGGAGCGCAAGAAAAAACAUCUACAUUAUUGGUGGUUACACUCGAUGCAAAGGAGCCAGGUGGAGCGACAUUCAGACGCUGGUGACUGUUGAACGAUACGACACGUUUCACAAACAGUGGCACGUGAUGCCGUGCAUGACUGACGCUCGGAGUGGACACGGAUUGGCAAUUCUGAAUGGACACAUAUACGUCGUGGGUGGAGAGAACGAUUCACUGAUCAGCGACACAGUAGAGUCGUUUAACCCGGUGUCCGAGGUGUGGUCAAGUCAACCGAAUUUGAAUUUUCCACGGUGUGGACUGAGUGUGUGCGAGUUCAAAGGAUGCCUGUAUGCAUUUGGUGGCUGGGUGGGAACUGAGAUUGGUAAUUCCUUUGAAAAGUUCGAUCCAAAAGCUGGUGUUUGGGCCAUUGUCGGAAAAAUGGAGACUCCAAGAUUUGCAAUGGGUAUUGUGGAACAUCAAGAUUUAAUCUACAUAGUUGGUGGAUUCAGUGACCCGGGAACGGAACUUAAGCAGUGUCACCAGUACAACCCGGUGACAGGGGUGUGGGAGAGACUGCUCGGUAUGAGAACCAGACGGGCCUACGUCGGACUGGCAGCCAUGGAUGGGUUUCUGUACGCCGUGGGAGGAUGGAAUGAACAUGAAGGGUCUCUCAGCUCAGUUGAGAAGUACUGCAUUGAAACAGAUUCAUGGACAGAAAUACCGAAUAUGAAUGUCCGCAGAGCAGGUCCUUGCGUGGCCACGGUCAAUGGGAUCCUGUACGUGAUUGGAGGACGGACGUUUUCUAACAUGCACACUCCACCAGCGACACUCAACUCCAUGGAAUGUUACAAUCCAAUGACAGACAUCUGGACAGAACUUAGUGUGAUGCCCACCAGCCGGUGUGAGGCAGGAGUAGCUGUUUUGUGAGUGGAUGGUGUGUCAGUGGAUGGUGUGUCAGUGAAUGGUAUGUGAGUGGAUGGUCUGUCAAUGGAUGGUCUGUCAGUGAAUGUUAUGUGAGUGGAUGGUCUGUCAGUGAAUGGUAUGUGAGUGGAUGGUCUGUCAGUGAAUGGUAUGUGAGUGGAUGGUCUGUCAGUGGAUGGUAUGUGAGUGGAUGGUAUGUAAGUGGAUGGUCUGUAAGUGGAUGGUCUGUCAGUGGAUGGUCUGUCAGUGGAUGGUAUGUGAGUGGAUGGUAUGUGAGUGGAUGGUCUAUUAGUGAAUGAUAUGUGAGUGGAUAGUGUGUCAAUGAAUGGUAUGUGAGUGGAUGGUCUGUCAGUGGAUGGUAUGUGAGUGAAUGGUGUGUCAGUGGAUGGUGUGUCAAUUCUGAAUGGAUGGUGUGUAAAUUGAUUGGAUGAAGUGAUUGGAUUGAAUGAUAAGAGUGGAUUUGGUGAAGUGAGUGGAUUGGAUGGUAUGUAAGUGGAUUGAAUAGUGUGAGAGUAAAUGGUGUGAGUGGAUUGGAUAGUGUGAGAGUAAAUGGUGUGAGUGGAUUGAAUAGUGUGAGAGUAAAUGGUGUGAGUGGAUUGGAUCAUGUUGGAAUAGAUUGGAUCAUGUUGGAAUGGAUUGGAUCAUGUGUGAAUGGAUUGUUUGGUGUGUGAGUGGAUUGUAAGGAGUGUAAGUGUGUCAGUUAUGAGUGGAUUGGCCUGUCCCCAUAACAUGUAAAAGAUAGUAUGGGAGCCCCCUAUUUUAUAUUGGGGCACCAACAUUGUCUUUUACACGUUAUGGGCCGACAGACAUAUAUAAAAGGAAAUGGAGGGGGUUAAGAGCUGUGAUUGAGAGGUUUGGUGCCCCUCCUCUCCAUGGCUACAUGAGUGUAUAUAUAAAUAUAUAUAUAUAUGUAUGUAUGUAUAUAUGUAUAUACAUAUAUACAUAUAUACAUAUAUAUAUAUAUAUAUAUAUAUAUAUAUAUAUAUAUAUAUAUAAAUAUAAAAUUAUUUAUUGCUUCUAGAAUACUUAUAAGAGCCAAAUAAGGUCAACAGUGUAUAUUUUUCUAUAAUUAUGAUUCUAAUUUAUUGGAUGUUCAUAUCUUAUACAUAUAAUUAUCAAUUUAGAAUUAUUUAAAGGAGUUACCACAAUGAGACUGCUUAACAUGGCUUUGAUGUGUACGUAACUAUGGCAUGUACAUUGAUUUCAAAGUAGAAUCAUUUUUGGAAAUAUGUUUAAAAUCUCAAUUUGUGAGAAACUGUGAUACCUGUGCAAAUAAAAACAAUAAAUUAAGUUGAUGCUGUGA